Molecule: messenger RNA, 2751 nt
Organism: Myripristis murdjan (pinecone soldierfish)
Lineage: Eukaryota; Metazoa; Chordata; Actinopteri; Holocentriformes; Holocentridae
Product: dnaJ homolog subfamily B member 6-like
Exons: 11
Coding region: 409-1398 (329 amino acids)
Molecular function (GO): Hsp70 protein binding
Source: RefSeq, a predicted model, not a curated record
AAUGUUGGAGUCUCCUGUCUGAUGCAUGCUCCACACUGGAAGACUGCAGUGAUGCACACCAUGCAGUUGGAUGCUGGCAGUGUAAAACUCCCAAAACAAGAGGAAUGGGCCUGUUUGCGUUUCGUCAGCAUCUAGUCCAUUGUAUGUUAUGUCUGUUCUGAGACUGCAGACCCAUUCUGUGGACAACAGAGCCCAACCUUCCUGGACGAGGGAAGAGGAAGUAACUGCCACAGGACGUUGCGUCAAAUCUACAACAACCCCCAGACAGUUGAACAUGAAAACUUGCUAGCCUCUGUGGCUUCUCCGUAAAAAACAGAGUCUGUCUCAAUUAUUUCACCAGUGCACGGCAACUUGGACUGCAGUCGGGUUUACAAGGCUCACUGAAGUUUCUCCCCUCAUCCACUCAUCAUGGUGGAGUACUACCAGAUAUUAGGUGUGCGACGAGAUGCGUCUGCCGAAGACAUAAAGAAAGCGUACAGAAAACUAGCACUGAAGUGGCACCCAGACAAAAACCCAGACAACAAGGAGGAGGCUGAGAAGAAAUUUAAAGAGCUGUCAGAGGCUUAUGAAGUUCUGUCAGAUGCCAACAAAAGGAGCAUAUAUGACCGCUAUGGCAAAGAGGGACUGACAGGGGGAAAUGGAGGAAGAGGAGGCCAUUUCCACAACGGAGACCAUUUCCAUGAAACAUUCACAUUCCGCAACCCAGAAGACGUAUUCAGGGAGUUCUUUGGUGGCAGAGAUCCAUUUGCAGAUUUUUUUGGUGGAGAUCCAUUUGGUGAUGAUCCAUUUUUUGGUGGUAGCCGGCGGCACCAAAGCCGUGUAAGUCGCAGCCGGACAAGUGAUCCAUUCUAUGGUGGGGCGUUUGGCGGUUUCCCUCCCUUUGGAGCUGGCUUCCCACUUUUUGACUCAAGAUUCGGUUCCUUUAGUGCCAUGAGCUCCCUGGGUCCUAUGGGCCAUAUGACAACCAUGGGCAGCCUAGGAGGCGGAGGCUUCACCUCCUUCUCCUCCACCUCAUUUGGGGGAAGCAGCGGAGGAAGUAUGGGCAACUUCCGCUCAGUGUCCACAUCCACCAAGAUCGUCAAUGGCAGGAAGAUCACAACAAAAAGAAUCGUGGAGAACGGGCAGGAGCGCGUUGAAGUGGAGGAAGACGGACAGUUGCGAUCAUUAACCAUCAAUGGUGAACCCAGUGACCUUGGUACCACUGUCGCAGAGACAAGAAACAGGCACCCUCCUCACACCUCCUCCCUCACCCUGUCACAACACAGUAAACCUUCGUCUUCCUCCAAAAGACCCAAUCAGCACAGAGAUGAGGCACGUAGCUCACAUCCAAAUGACACUGACUUGAAGAGGAAGAGACCUUUAAUCCCAGAGGAUGAGUCCAGGAAGAGAAAAAUGUGAAACACCGUUCACAGCAAACAUUUCAGCAACGGCAACUUGGAAGCAGAGAGAUGCAUGAACACGUGACUUUCACACUCACCGCUAUAUCUUGGAAGUGUGGUGAGGACACGUGAAGGACACUUUGAUAGAGCAGCACUAGUCAAAGGGGCUCUAUGUCCAUUUGAACAGAACAUUUGAACAUUUGUGAUAGCUUGAAUAGUGAGACGUAUGUAGAGGAUGCAGAGGAUGUCAUGUUUUUGCCCCAGUCUGUGUGUCAGCAGGUUCUCUCCAAAACUUUCCAUGGAAUACAUUGGGACUGACAGGCCUUUGGCUAAGGAGCAAUACAUCAAAAUGAGAUGAUUUAGCUCUUAGAGCUCUGCUGAUAGAGAGGGAUUUCAUGUUUUUUAAUUGUAGCUAUGAAACUGAUGGAGACUAGAUUUCAAAACUCUUAUGGCCAUGUUUAUUUGUUGUAACAUACCGACCCCAAGUCUCCAUCACGCAGACACUCACAUGAGGAGCACAUCACAACUGCAGGUCAACUGAUAAGUUGUCUGUUUAUUAGCCAUUAAAAACAGAAUAUUUGGAGUGGGGGAUUUCCUAAAGUCUGAUACCUAAACCCAUUAGUGACGGGCAGUGGUGGACAGUAACAAAGUACCUUUACUUGACUACUGCAUUUAAACACCUCAUGAAAUGGACUCUAGCUGUCUUGAUUAUAUGUGUUUCCUGUUGAAACAGGACAUCUGUGCGGGACAUGGGGCAGGGAAGGAUCAUUCACCAGUGCAAACCAACAGGCCAGACCAAACCCUAACCCAACAGGGUAUCAGUUUAGGAGAGAAACAGGAUGUUUAAAGAUUUGUGAAGAUUUUAUUGCUUGAAUUUCUUAUUUACACCCACUAGUGCAGGAUGAUGUCACCAUAUAAGAUGCUCUGUUUUACAGGAAGUGGAAGUCAGGUGAGGUCAUUUCACCAGGACCUUAAGAAGAUUUUUCGAGCAUAUGUACUAGAGUAUUUUUUUUCCCCUUGGAAACGUAUGACUUUUACUCCACUACUUUUCAAAGACAAAUAUUGUAGUUUUGAUUCCACUACAUUUCUGUGAAGGUUGGUCCUCCUCUUCACUUUUAAGCACAGCUUUGAAGUCAGCUGUUGAAUUUUUCUUCUUUUCGAAAGCCAGAUGCUGUGUUCCUCACAGGAGAAAAACAGUCACAGUAGCUGCUUUCAGCUUUGAUGCAAAAGCAGAAAUAUGUCCUCCAGCUCUGUGACAACAAAUGCACCAUAUUCGCCUUUUAUUUAUUCAUUUUUUUUAACAAAAAUAUAUUCAACAAAAAAUCUAUAUAUUAUGUCAGGCACAAGGAAGUACACAUCACAAUACAGGAGA